GUUAGAUAUGAUAACGAUACAAUAUUAAUGAUAAGGGUCGGCGAGGCAUCGAUCAGUCGAUACCAGCACGGUCCCUUCGCGACUCUACCAACGUGUUCGCAUAAUAUUAUCAACUAUGCAUCAUAUAAUCACGUUUCGUUAAGUACAUGAUAUAAACUGAGAUUUGAGACAAUAAAUUUCGAAAUCAUUAAUCUGUUUAAAGGUGAAAGUGUGUAAAGUGUAUAAUGAGAAUGAUGGCCGAAGGAGAUAUGGGAUAUGGGGAAUAUUAUAACUAUGACAAUAACUGGUCCAUCAUACCACCGGACUAUGGCGCUGACCUCGGUUACCAAUUUCGGCAGCAGCAACCCGAGGAUGACUUUAGAUAUAAUUCUUAUGCAUUAUUGGACAGUAUGAAGAUGCCCGGUCAGAGGCCAGGCUUCCAGAUCUCCGAUAUCCUUGGACUCAAUGAAGGCAAAGGUCUAGAAAACAACACCACCCAGGGAGGGCUUGGUUGCCCUUUGGAUCUACCAUCCUAUGCACCUCCUCAUCAUCCAUAUUCACAUGAGCUUUUGAGGCAUCACCAGCCGUGGCUGUCUAUGGAUCAUCACGAGAACAACGGUACUUUAGGCCAGCAAGCAAGUCCCGAUAGUACAUCUCGUGCUUCGGAAUUAUCGUAUGUCGGUCCGUCGGCAACAUCGCCACACCUCGCAGAGCCGCGCUCCGACCACGACCAUGAGCACGAUGAUCACGACAUCGAACAAGACGAGGAAAAUGACCACGACCACCUCAAUGCCUCAAACGAUCCCAAUUUAACACAUAAAAAACGAAAACGCCGCGUUCUCUUCUCUAAAGCACAAACGUACGAACUAGAGAGAAGAUUUCGCCAGCAGAGAUACUUAUCUGCCCCCGAAAGAGAGCAUCUGGCCAGCUUGAUUCGAUUGACGCCAACGCAAGUGAAGAUUUGGUUCCAAAAUCACAGGUACAAGACGAAACGUGCUGUUCAAGAAAAAGGCGCACAUGAUUUGAACGUCGGUGGAUUGAAUUCUCCUCGACGCGUCGCCGUACCGGUUUUAGUGAAGGAUGGUAGACCUUGCGUCGGUAAGCCGGACGGAUUACCUCCCCUAGGUAUGGCUUUACCUCCCUACCAUCAAUCCAUGCAUCACCAACAAGUAGCGGGCCAUCCGCCUCAGUCGAGCGGCUGCUGGUGGUGAAGACCACCGACCAAACACCAUGGCUGACUAGUCAAUAUAGUAUAGCUGUAUAUUUGUUGAAUUCAUUAAUUCGCUAAUUUAGUGUCAACUUGGUUGAAAUGUGUUAUCAUACAAUUUUUGACAUCGUCAAUAAAGGGGUUCACGCAUUCCAUUAAUAAUUUAGCGAUAAGCGAGGAUCAAAAUUUCUAAAGGUAUCUUAAUUCUAUAUUCUGUCAUGUAGUGUGAGCAUUUAUGUAAAAUUGUGCAAAGUGGAAUUCAAAAACAACACCUCGAAUAUUUUAUAGUAGCUAUUGGAAUUUAAGGUAUAAGGAGUUCCUAAUUAUUUGUAUUAUAUUUUUAGAAAAUCGAACCUAAAGUGAGGGGAGGUGGUUUAAAUUUUAUUUAAGUGUCUAAUAAUAUUGAAUGGACAUAUAAUUGAUUUCUUAGUGAUAAAAAUACAUUCCAACUCAUCUGAUAUACUUAAUUAUAUUGAAACAUUAUCUACGUAAAAAGGGUUAUUUCCUUAGAUUAAUUGUAGGAAAUGACAAUAUUUUAUCGAGAAUGCAAUAUUUAGUUGUAAGUUCCAGUAUUAUCAUAGUCGAAUAAUAUGCUUAGUCAAUAAUUAUUUAUGUAUAUUCCAAAUGUUUUAUAUUAAAUACGUUUUCGGUAGAUUUAGUGAGAGAUAGAGAAGAUAAUUGUACAUUGUGUAAAUAGAGGUUUGAGUGAUCAGUUACCUGCCUAUUGAAAAAAAUGUUCACUUGUUACAUUAUUUACAUUUUAAUAUAUAAAUUAUAAGUGACUGUAUUAGAGCGUCUAUGUUAACUUUUAAUAUAUAAAAAAAUCAGUAAAAGUUAGCUUUCUUUUCACGACUGAACUAAAGACAUAGAUACGAUUAAAUAUUAAUUUCGGAUUAUGGCAAAAAAUUGACACCUAAAACAAAGUAAAACCUAAAAUUCUUUCAUUUUCAUUUAUAUAGUGCAGUAGGCUGUAUAAAACGUGUUAUAUUUAAAUUAUAAUCAGAUUAUUAAACUGAUUUAAAUCAACAAA
This is a messenger RNA of Bombyx mori (domestic silkworm), 2216 nucleotides long. Its product is annotated as homeobox protein Nkx-2.2a. Lineage: Eukaryota; Metazoa; Arthropoda; Insecta; Lepidoptera; Bombycidae. Gene Ontology annotation, biological process: regulation of transcription by RNA polymerase II; cell differentiation. Gene Ontology annotation, molecular function: DNA-binding transcription factor activity, RNA polymerase II-specific; RNA polymerase II cis-regulatory region sequence-specific DNA binding. Bases 225 to 1190 code for a protein of 321 amino acids. The record is from RefSeq and is a predicted model, not a curated record. The transcript has 3 exons. Gene Ontology annotation, cellular component: nucleus.